Molecule: messenger RNA, 849 nt
Organism: Fusarium mangiferae
Lineage: Eukaryota; Fungi; Ascomycota; Sordariomycetes; Hypocreales; Nectriaceae
Exons: 3
Coding region: 1-849 (282 amino acids)
Source: RefSeq, a predicted model, not a curated record
AUGGCCGGAGCAAUGCGUUUGAUUGACCAACAGCCCGAACCACCGGAAGAUGGUACCAACAUCGAGGUCCUUGUCUUGGGCAUGCCGCGCACUGGAACCCUCUCGAUACUCGCAGCUUUCCAAGUUCUAGGGUACAAGCCGUUCCACGCCAGCAUGAUGGAGCAGUAUCCCCAUCUACUCCCACUAUAUAUGGAGGCGAUGCAGGCCAAGUUCGAACACAAGAUAGAGCCCUACGGCCGAAAGGAAUUCGACAAGUUGUUCUUGGGCAAAUGGGACGUCUCGUGUAACAUGCCAGGGUCGUUGAUGGCAGACGAGCUUAUCGCGGCUUACCCUAACGCCAAGAUCAUCCUCACCACGCGCGAUGUCGACAAAUGGCAGCAUUCUAUGAAAGAGUCAGUCGAUGCGGCUGCGAAAUGGAAGACGUUUGAUUACCUGGCAUCCUGGGAUCCGGAUCGCAUUGGACUUUGGUGGAAGUACCAUAAGUAUCAACAUUCGCUACGGCCCGUACUGGCACCCAACGGAGAAAGACAGGCAUACCUUGACCACUACAAACACAUUAACAAGAUGGUUCCCUCGGAGCGCUUGCUGAACUAUCAUGUCAGUGAGGGCUGGGAACCGCUGUGUAAGUUCCUAGGGAAAGACGUGCCCAAAGUUUCUUUCCCAAAUGUCAACAAUAAAAACUCCUUCCUUGCUGGUCGUCGUCGGCGUUGGUUCCAGCUGCUACGGAUAAUGCUAUGGGUUGUUUUCAGAAAGCUUUUAGUUCCAUUUUUGCUUGUUGUCUUAUUUUAUCUUGCAUGCGAAGCAAAGGUUCGGUCUUGGGUAUACCGACAGCUACAACUCGGUGAUUAA